UUGGACUCUAAUAGCCCAGAUGAAUAUUUACUCGGAGUUCAAACACUUAGGCGUAAAGGCAGAUACACUGGCAUCCUGUACUGCACCAAUAAAGCAGCCAAGGCUGAGAUACUAGCUUUAGGAACUGUCAACAUCAAUGGAGAACUUAUACCGCUUCUCCCAUAUGGUGCGGAUGUGCUGAGACCUGCAGAGAGAGUGUCUAUCCAUGGCAUUCCCUUACAUGUCAGCAAUAGUGAAGUUGAGCAGUGGAUAGCAGAACGUGUCGACAUAACAACACCAAUACAAUAUGCAUAUAAAGAGAAGGGUGCCUUGAAAAUCAACUCAGGCAACCGCUUUUGCUAUGGACAUGUUAAACCAGGAAUUGUAUUCCCAAGAUUCAACACUUUUACAACUUCUGAUCCAUUAGAUCGUCAAGAAUUGAUUGAUAUUGAUACUGUUGUUUACAUAAACAGUCAGAUAAUAAAUUGUGCCAGAUGCAAGCGUCUUGACCACACUAGCAAAGAUUGCCCUGAACGGCAAACUUAUUCGUGUAGGAUCUGUCGAGAGGAAGGGCACUUUGCACGCGAGUGUCCUUCUCGUCAACCUGAAGCAGAGAACGAUACAGCCAAUGUGGCUCCAACCGCAGGCAUCCAACCAGCCACUGGGGCAGCUACAGAUGCAGCUCCUCAGGAGAACAUGCAGCCAGUUACUCAGGCAAAUACACAGAUGGCUAACCAGUCAUCUAUGCAGACAGAUAUGCAAUCAGCUCAAGACACCAACAAGAAGAAACUCGAAGGCAAGCAAACACAUACAAACAAUAAAAAUGUCAAGGGAAACGGUAAAAAACAAGGGAGUAACAGCAGUGGAGGAUUGGCAAUUGAAAUUUUUCAUGAUGCUACAUCUGUAAAAAGUACAUCUGUUAAAGAAACACCAUGCAACCCCAAAAAAAGACCUCCAAAUUUUACCCCACCUAGUAUUGAAAAGUCAAGAUUGGAGAAAAAACCAAACAAAUAAAUGUAUAAACUCAUCAGCAUUGUGUUUUAACAUAUGAAAGUAGGUUCUUUAAAUGUAAAUGGAUUGAAAAACAAGAGAAAGCGAAAGGCAAUUUUUGAUUGGUUAAGAUCAUACAAUCUUGAUAUAAUUUUACUCCAGGAAACAUAUUAUAAUGA
This is a messenger RNA of Owenia fusiformis, 1148 nucleotides long. Lineage: Eukaryota; Metazoa; Annelida; Polychaeta; Sabellida; Oweniidae. The record is from the annotation of a GenBank genome assembly.